GGGAACAGGCUACACAGAGGGACACUUUCUGAGACAAAUGCUUUUUGGCAGAGGAGGACAGGCUCAUGCGCAAUGGCAGGAUCUGACUGGACUUGUAGUCUCUCCACUAUGCAUGAAUGGGAGUCUCCGGAUUAUGAGCCGUCACUUCCCGUUUCGGAGAAGUCCAAUCCCCUGACGCGGGACAUCGACCGGGCUUCAGCCAAUUGCAUUGCGAGGAUGCUGCAGGCCUGUGACGCCCAGAUGUUUCAGGAAGAGACAGGAGGCACCUACCAGAGGCUUUUGAGCGAUCAAGUGGUGGAAACAUUGAUGGAGGUUUCCAAGAGGGUGGAGCUCAUUCUGAAGGAUCCACAGGACAGCCUUGUUGUACUGAGCGGCUGUGGGACUUCUGGUCGAAUGGCUUUCCUCAUCACGUCGGCUUUUAACAGGGCGCUAAGGGAGCUGAAUCAGAGUUCAGCGUAUUCAUACAUCAUCGCAGGAGGAGACAGAGCUCUGCUGUCUUCCCAAGAAGCCCCUGAGGAUGACCCCCGACUGGGCAUGCUCAGUUUGAAGAAGGCCUGCGAGGGAAAGAGGCGGGUCUUGUUCAUUGGUAUUUCCUGCGGAUUGUCUGCUCCGUUUGUGGCAGGUCAGCUGGACUUCUGCCUGCAGCACCCUGAGGUCUACACACCUGUACUGGUUGGCUUCAAUCCUUCAAAUCAGGCCAGGGACGAGCCCAUACCCGGCUGCACGUUCACUUUUCGCAGUGUGGUGCAGAGGAUGCAGGAGCUUGCCAAAAGCCAAAAGGCCUUCCUCAUUAACCCAGCAGUUGGGCCGGAAGCCAUCAGCGGCUCAUCCAGGAUGAAGGGAGGCAGCGCCACUAAGAUUCUCCUGGAGGUCGUCCUGUCUGCUGCUCAUGCUGCUGCCUUCACGAACACGCCCAUCACACACAAGGGCAUCCUGCAGCACAUGAGCGCAUACGAGAAAACUCUGGAUAUCACUUACGCUCAGAACGAGGGGCUAGGCGCUCUGUUGGAGGCAGCUGGACAGAGUUUGCGGUGUGGCAGGCGUGUGUGCUACCUGGGCUGGGGCCCCCUGGCCGUGCUGGGCCUCAUUGACGCCAGCGAGUGCAACCCCACGUUUGGAGCAGACUACAACGAUGUUCGAGGCUUCGUCAGUGGAGGAUACAAAGAGCUGAACAACAAUGAGGGUCCCCUGACUUCACUGGGUCCGGACUUCUGCAUAGCGCACGAGGAUUUUUUGCACCUAGUCCUGCCCUCUCUCAACGACCAGGACGUCGCUGUUCUUAUCUACACGCACUCCGACGAUGUCAGUGAAGUGGCGAAGUUGGCACGCAGAGUGAGAGCAAAGACGGCCAACCUCCAUGCUGUUUAUCAUCAAGUUGAUGGAGACACUGCAGCUGCUGCACAACAAGAUGACAUCAAUAAACUAUGUUUAUCCUCACUAAAAAUCACUUGGCCAUCACCUGCUUCAGGGAGCUUACUGCACAUGCAGUGGGAGCUGUCCACUAAGCUGCUGCUGAACGCCGUGAGCACCGGAGCGCACGUCUUAAAGGGGAAGAUUUACCAGAACCACAUGAUCGACGUGCAGGUCACCAACAGCAAGCUCUACAGCAGAGCCACACGUUUACUCCAGAAGCUGUCUGGUCGUCCUGAAUCCCAGUGUGAGGAAGCUCUCCUGAAGGCCGUCUACCGAGUGGACAAGCUUACAGUGGACAUUACGUUGUCUGACAUCGCCACACACACGUGCAUCGCCAAAAGCAGGACCAAGGUGGUCCCUCUGGCUCUGGUCUGCUUGCUCACUGGUUGCUCUCUCGUGGAGGCGGAGUCUCAUCUGGAGCAACAGCCAAUUGUAAGGGAGGCUGUGGAGGCGUGCCUGUCAUAAUUGACACAGCAUGAUGUCAUUGUCAAGCCCUUACACACAUACACUUCAUUGAUGUAUUUAAUCAACCUCUAUUUCCCCUCUACGGAGAGGUCAACUUUAAUGAUGGUCUCAUUGAUUUCUACUAUAUUUAGUGUAAUUAUGACAGUUGAGUCAAAGGAACACAGAGUCCUCCUUUAUUAGUUCUUGCUUAAAUUAUAAGCUAAUAUCUAUUUUAGGCGAAAAUGUGAACAAGGCUGUUUCGAGGCAACAGCUUGAGUUUUGCCAUCCGCACCUGGAGGCUUUACAUGCAAGACCAUGUUAGAACACUAAGGGGCAGACUUGACACCUCAACCCAAGCAAGCCUUGGCCUAAUAACCUGCAAAUGUACUGUUCUUCUCACAGACAGUGUUUCGAAAGACACUGUUUCAAAUGCAUGUUAGAACGUCGCAAACUACAGGAAAAUACAGCAAUAAAAAUGAUAUUGCGUGCACUUUUUCCAU
Messenger RNA from Chelmon rostratus (copperband butterflyfish), 2357 nucleotides. It is a transcript of the gene gckr, whose product is annotated as glucokinase (hexokinase 4) regulator. The record is from RefSeq and is a predicted model, not a curated record. Gene Ontology annotation, molecular function: carbohydrate binding; fructose-6-phosphate binding; enzyme inhibitor activity. Gene Ontology annotation, biological process: carbohydrate derivative metabolic process; response to fructose; negative regulation of glucokinase activity. Lineage: Eukaryota; Metazoa; Chordata; Actinopteri; Chaetodontiformes; Chaetodontidae. The transcript is spliced from 19 exons. Gene Ontology annotation, cellular component: mitochondrion; nucleoplasm; cytosol. Bases 73 to 1878 code for a protein of 601 amino acids.